Molecule: messenger RNA, 618 nt
Organism: Pseudozyma hubeiensis SY62
Lineage: Eukaryota; Fungi; Basidiomycota; Ustilaginomycetes; Ustilaginales; Ustilaginaceae
Product: keratin-associated protein
Exons: 1
Coding region: 1-618 (205 amino acids)
Source: RefSeq, a predicted model, not a curated record
AUGAAGUUCACCAUCCUCAGCAUCAUGGCCCUGGUGGCUGCCUCCAGCGUCUCGGCUCUCCCCAGCGACCGCUCGGCCGUCGCAGCCCGCAACAUCGAUGCCUCCAUCGCCCAAUUUGCGAGCCUUCACACACUCGACAAGCGUGGCAAGGCUAACGGUCAGAGGUGCAAGGAAGACAAGGAAUGCGACACAGACUUCUGCCUGGAUCCUGGCUUCUUCAGCAGAAACCACUGUGCCGACAAGCUGAAAAAUGGUCACAAGUGCAAGGAGGACGGCCACUGCGUUUCCGGCUACUGCAAACACAUCAGCUUCUGGGAGGGCAAGAAGUGCGAGACCAACCACGUCAAGGCUGGCUCGCUCCAAAAGGGCGCUAAGUGCGAUCGAAACUUCGAGUGCGCAAGCGAGUUCUGCGACGGAGCCUUUGGUUACAAGAAUUGUGCUCUCAGGCAGACGGGCGAGCCCUGCAAGAAGGACGCCACCUGCGAGUCUGGAUUCUGCUACAUUCACCCCAGUGGCGAAAGCCGAAACCGCUGCCUUGAAACCAAGCUCGAUAAGGGCAAGUACUGCGUCAACAACGUCCAGUGCAAGUCGAAGCAGUGCAAUGUUUCCUGCGAAUGA